Messenger RNA from Cimex lectularius (bed bug), 2538 nucleotides. Its product is annotated as solute carrier family 25 member 44. The transcript is spliced from 5 exons. The record is from RefSeq and is a predicted model, not a curated record. Gene Ontology annotation, cellular component: mitochondrion. Gene Ontology annotation, molecular function: branched-chain amino acid transmembrane transporter activity. Bases 284 to 1255 code for a protein of 323 amino acids. Gene Ontology annotation, biological process: branched-chain amino acid catabolic process; transmembrane transport. Lineage: Eukaryota; Metazoa; Arthropoda; Insecta; Hemiptera; Cimicidae.
CUCCUCGCCGUCCAUAUGUCAUGUGCGAUCAGCUGAUACCAGUCGAUAUGGGCUUUUCCAGUGGAAAGUACUGCGGUUUCAACAAGAACAGGAAGAAAACCAGGGGCAUCGAACUGACCUAAGAGGAGGCUCCGGGGCAGAAAUCGUUUCCGAACCGACCCAGACCGAGGAGGCGUCGAGAGAGAGAGAGAAAAAAAUUCAUAUCAUAAAGAAAAAACUGAAAUGAAAUCUGCAGGAUCGCUUUGCCGAAUCACGGAAUCGUCAGCGAGGCGGUAUUUCUACGAUGGAAGUCAUUACGGGAGAGGAUACCGAGUAUCUGAGGACAAUAGAAUGGGAAAUGAUGGACAAGACGAAAUUUUUCCCUCUUAGUAUGCUCAGUUCGUUUUCGGUCAGGUGCAGUCUUUACCCGUUGACCCUGAUCAAAACACGACUCCAGAUACAGAAGCAUGACAGCAUGUACAGUGGCCUCUUUGAUGCGGGGAGCAAGAUCUACAAAACUGAAGGUAUUGGCGGCCUGUACCGCGGCUUUUGGGUCAGCUCGGUGCAGAUUGUAUCAGGUGUGGGCUACAUCGCCACCUACGAAAGCACACGGCAUUUGCUGAAGCAGUACAACGCGACGACAACUGUCAAAGCCCUACUGAGCGGAGGUGCAGCGUCGCUAGUAGGCCAGACUAUAAUCGUACCCUUCGAUGUAAUUUCCCAACACCUCAUGUUCCUAGGACUCACUAAUUAUCGAGAUGGUGGCAAGAUGGUAUUAAAUCCACUAGGACUGACAAUCGACCCAUCUAGGUCAAAGUUCCGAAUCACCUUGGACAUAGCUCAGAUUAUUUACAGGACGGACGGCAUCAGAGGUUUCUAUAGAGGAUAUUUCGCAUCACUCUGCACAUAUGUUCCCAAUAGUGCCCUUUGGUGGACAUUUUAUCAGAUAUAUCAAGAUGAAUUAUGCAAGCUGCUUCCUUCGAAUGUAUCUCAUUUGUUUAUACAGUGCAUAUCUGGUACUUUAGGUGGAUUUACCACGACUUUAAUUACAAAUCCAAUGGACACGAUAAGAGCACGCUUACAGGUACAAAGAACGAAUUCGAUAGUGAACACGUUCCGCGGUCUUUGGAGCGAAGAGGGCCUGUGGAUGUUCUCGAAAGGGCUGAGCGCUCGGUUGGUACAGUCGGUCUGUUUUAGCUUCUCGAUAAUCCUCGGAUACGAAACGAUCAAAAGAAUCAGCGUCCGGCAAGAAUUUAAAGACCGAGUCAAGUGGUAGACUUUUACCCCCCCUCGUUUUCUUUCUUCUAAACACUCACAACGGCGCUUCCUACAUGUGGACCGAAUGAUAAAUGAAUUCAAACCGUGUGAAGUUUUAAUUUGUUCAAAAAAAUUGAUUUGGGACAAUAAUCUUAAUUAGUUUUAUUCAAUUAUUUUGUAUAUAGUUUAGUUUUCUUUUUCUGUUAAAAAAAAGAAUAAGAUUAUGUAUAUUUUUAAGGGAGGUGAAACCUGCCCUUUUAUAUAGAAAAUGACUGUACAUAUAUUUUUUUUUUAAUUUGUUGCAGGGAACUAAUAGUGCUUAAAAUAAUGCAUAUUUAAUAAAUGACCCAUUUUGUAUCAUUAAUCAAACUGGUACCCAGAAAAGCACAAUUCUAAAAUGAAAGAAAAGAUUAGUGACUGAUAAAACAUUAUUAUUUAACAUUAUAUAAAAAAACUAUUUAGAAAACAUGGUUAGACUAAUUGCAUUUGGGAUUAGUGUGAAGUGUGUUUGUUUAGCAAGAAUUUAUUGAAAAUUAAGGUAAAACUGUGUCUUGCCGUUUUUAACUGAUAAAAUUGGGUAGACGUGUCAAAAUAUUAGUGAAAAUUAGAUUCGGUUCAAAACCUUUUGUUAGUUUGGCUGGUGUAUGUUUAUUAAAUAAAUAUCCACUAUCCUUUAACUUGUUUAAUUAAAAUAAGAGUAUAUUCAUAGUAUUAUAAAACACAAUGCUGUUUUUUAGCUAGCUCAAUGUCUAAUGUUUUUUAAAUGUUAUAAGCUGUUAUUUUUAAAAUAACUUCUGAAAAUCAAAUAAAUUAUAUUCAUGUAUAUAAGGUGAAUGGAAAAGGUGUUAAUACAUUCAAUUUAUCAAUAGGGUUGAUUUAUAUAUCAUAUAUAUUUAUUAGAGUGAAUUUUUUUUAUCACUUAUUAAUGCAGAUAUAUUGUUUAUUUCUAUCAGCUUUUAAGUACAAUUAAAUUGUAUAAAAUAAUACCAGGGAUUAUAAGCUGCAAGCUAAAUUUAUUAUAAUUUUAUUAGCAUUUUUUGUUGUUCGUGUUACCAUCAAAAUUUUAAUUAACACCGUUGUUGCUUUUAAACAUGUGAAAAAAGCUAAACAAAGUGCAUUACAUUAAUUGUGUGUAUACAGUUUUUUUAAAAGAUGUAUUGCAAUUGUUGUUUUGGUAAAAUUGUUGGCGUCUGGUGAUUUAUUAAACUGUACAUUAUUGUAAAAUAAAAUAUUGUUUAAAAAACAAUGUAAAACGAAGAUCGUUCGUCAUUCUGAAAAGGGAAUAUAAAUAAUUAAAAGUCA